UAUUGCGAUUUCUCCUUCCUCCGGGGAUUUGCUCUGAAACUUGCCCAAACCUCCAAACCGAAGCUUGCGACUGAUAGCCAUACCAGAACGCGCAAGGCCGGACCGAGGCUUGCGGCCGGCGACGGAGACUUGCGGCGACUGAAGUUGCGGCGGGCGAAAAUAGGAGCUGUUGGAGACUUUUGGCGUGCUUUUGUCCUGGAAUCAUUCGUGUUGCUUGAUAUUGGAGGAGGUAUUGUUCUACCUGCAUAUGCUAUUUGGGGACAAGGGAUAAGCACUUUGGGAGAUGGGGGGAGAAAAUGACAUGAAGACAUGGAUUUCUGAUCAGUUAAUGUCACUGCUUGGUUUUUCUCAGCCAACCGUUGUGCAGUAUAUGAUUGGACUAUCCAAACAAGCAGCAUCACCUGCUGAUGUAGUGAGCAAGUUGGUGGUAGAUUUUGGCUUGCCAUCUUCCAAUGAAACGUUGGCUUUUGCUGAAGAAAUGUUCUCUAGAGUGCCACGCAAGAAAUCAUCUGGUUUAAAUCUUUAUCAGAAGCAAGAGAGAGAAGCUGCAAUUUUGGCAAGGAAGCAAAAGACAUAUGCACUACUGGAUGCGGAUGAUGAUGAAGAUGAUGUUGAAGAAAAAGGAGGCAACGGUGAUAAAUUUUCUGCUGGCAUGGCUUCUACACCUCGAGAAGUGGAGAAUCACAAAAAGCGGUUUAGGAAGAAAAGCGAACAUCAAGAAGAUGAAGAUGAUAACAAGGAAAGUGUUCUUGAAAGAGAAGAUAGACAGGUUAGAAGACGGACUACUAGUUCUGAAGAUGAUGAUGGCUAUGAGUCUGAGGAAGAGAGAUUGCGUGAUCAAAGGGAGAGGGAGCAAUUAGAGCAAAAUAUAAGAGAACGGGAUGCUGCAGGAACCCGAAAGUUAACAGAGCCGAAAUUGAGUAGGAAGGAGGAAGACGAGGCAAUUCGGAGAUCAAAAGCUUUGGAGAAUGACGGAAUUGAUACUUUGAGGAAAGUCUCAAGACAGGAGUAUUUAAAGAAAAGGGAGGAGAAGAAACUGGAAGAAAUCAGAGAUGAUAUAGAAGAUGAGCAAUAUCUUUUUGAAGGUGUGAAGCUUACUGAAGCAGAAUACCGGGAACUAAGGUAUAAGAAGGAAAUAUAUGAGCUUGUGAAGAAGCGGACGGAUGAGGCCGAUGACAUCGAUGAGUACAGGAUGCCUGAAGCUUAUGAUCAGGAAGGGGGUGUUAAUCAGGAUAAGAGGUUUGCUGUGGCAAUGCAGCGGUAUAGGGAUUCAGGCACUGCAGAUAAAAUGAACCCAUUUGCAGAACAAGAGGCUUGGGAGGAACACCAAAUAGGGAAAGCAACAAUGAAAUUUGGUUCCAAAAAUAAAAAGCAAUCAUCAGAUGACUAUCAGUUUGUAUUUGAGGAUCAGAUUGAGUUUAUUAAGGCAUCAGUUAUGGAAGGUGAUGAGUUUGUUGAUGAACGGGAGACUGAAUCACUGGAGAAGUCCAAGGCUAAAUCAGCUUUGGAGAAGCUGCAGGAGGAGAGGAAAACACUGCCAAUCUAUCCGUAUCGUGAUCAGUUACUCCAAGCUGUCAAUGAUUAUCAGGUUCUUGUAAUUGUUGGUGAAACUGGUUCUGGAAAGACUACGCAGAUACCUCAAUAUCUUCACGAAGCUGGGUACACAAAGCGAGGAAAAGUUGGAUGCACACAACCACGUCGAGUUGCUGCUAUGAGCAUUGCUGCCCGCGUAUCUCAAGAACUGGGUGUCAAGCUUGGGCACGAGGUUGGUUAUUCAAUACGUUUUGAGGAUUGUACGUCAGAUAAGACUGUUUUAAAGUACAUGACAGAUGGGAUGUUGUUACGAGAAUUCCUUGGUGAACCGGACCUUGCAAGCUACAGUGUGAUAAUGGUGGACGAGGCUCAUGAAAGAACAUUAUCAACUGAUGUUCUGUUUGGCUUAGUGAAGGAUAUUGCAAGGUUUCGACCUGAUUUGAAGUUACUAAUUUCUAGUGCAACACUUGAUGCUGAGAAGUUCAGCGAUUACUUCGAUUCAGCUCCAAUAUUUAAAAUUCCUGGUAGACGAUAUCCUGUAGAAAUUCACUUCACAAAAGCGCCAGAAGCAGACUAUUUAGAUGCAGCAAUCGUGACCGCGCUUCAGAUCCAUGUCACAAAGCCUCCAGGAGAUAUAUUGGUGUUUCUCACUGGUCAGGAAGAAAUUGAAGCAGCUGAGGAAAUAAUGAAACACAGAACUCGAGGACUAGGCACAAAAAUUGCAGAACUCAUUAUCUGCCCCAUAUAUGCUAACUUACCAACAGAGCUACAGGCUAAGAUAUUUGAACCCACGCCUGUAGGAGCAAGGAAAGUUGUCCUAGCAACUAAUAUAGCAGAAACAUCAUUGACGAUUGAUGGGAUAAAAUAUGUUAUCGAUCCUGGUUUUUCAAAAAUAAAAUCCUAUAACCCAAGGACUGGGAUGGAGUCAUUGCAAGUGAGUCCCAUUUCGAAAGCAUCAGCAAAUCAGAGAGCAGGCCGUUCUGGACGAACAGGUCCUGGAAUGUGCUUUCGUUUGUAUACUGCUUACAGUUAUUACAAUGAAAUGGAAGACAAUACAGUACCAGAAAUACAAAGAACAAACCUUGCUAAUGUUGUGCUUACACUUAAGAGCCUUGGUAUUCAUGACUUGGUAAAUUUUGAUUUUAUGGACCAACCUCCAUCUGAAGCAUUGCUAAAAGCUUUGGAACUGCUCUAUGCACUUGGUGCUUUAAAUAAACUUGGUGAAUUGACUAAAUUGGGUAGGCGGAUGGCAGAGUUUCCUCUAGAUCCCAUGCUUUCUAAGAUGAUGGUUGCUUCUGAGAAGUUCAAGUGUUCAGAUGAGGUCAUUUCUAUUGCAGCUAUGCUUUCUAUUGGCAAUUCUAUCUUUUAUCGUCCGAAGGAUAAACAAGUUCAUGCUGACAAUGCUCGAAUGAAUUUUCACACCGGGAAUGUUGGGGAUCACAUCGCAUUGCUGAAGGUAUACAACUCUUGGAGGGAAACAAAUUACUCCACACAAUGGUGCUACGAGAAUUACAUCCAGGUUAGAAGUAUGAAACGUGCUAGAGAUAUCAGAGAUCAACUUGAGGGGCUCUUAGAAAGGGUUGAAAUCGAACUAACCUCAAAUUUGAAUGAUUUAGAUGCAAUAAAGAAGACAAUAAUAUCUGGUUACUUCCCUCAUUCUGGAAAGUUGCAAAAGAAUGGCUCGUAUCGGACCAUUAAGCAUCCGCAGACAGUUCAUAUACAUCCUAGCUCAGGGUUGGCUCAGGUUCUUCCAAGAUGGGUUGUAUACCAUGAAUUGGUAUGCACCUCCAAGGAGUAUAUGAGACAGGUAACGGAAUUGAAGCCUGAAUGGUUGGUUGAAAUUGCUCCACAUUUCUACCAGCUCAAGGACGUGGAAGAUUUGAGUUCAAAGAAGAUGCCGCGCGGAGAAGGUCGUGCUAGUGAAAUUGGCAAUGCUGUUAGUUAGCUGAAGAAAGUUAGGAGGGACCCAUUUGGUGGCUUAUUCAAACGAGACCAAAGACAUGUAGAAAUUAAAUACUCAAUUUUACAGUACCGUAUCAACCUCUAGCCGCAGCUUUCCAACUGAAUCGCCCAUCACAAUUGUCGGGUUCGGCUCGUGUAACUUAUGUACAGUGUAGGUGUGAGGAUUUGAAUCACCAACAUCAAAGAAUGAGUAGAAUACUGACCGUUUGAACUAUGAUUAUGUUGACAACUUUAUGCUAAAGCUGUGUAAAGAUAAUUUUGAAUAAUAUAGAUAUAUAUUAGAUUA
Messenger RNA from Momordica charantia (bitter melon), 3781 nucleotides. The record is from RefSeq and is a predicted model, not a curated record. NCBI's taxonomy places the organism in Eukaryota, Viridiplantae, Streptophyta, Magnoliopsida, Cucurbitales, Cucurbitaceae.